This is a messenger RNA of Pocillopora verrucosa, 3456 nucleotides long. Its product is annotated as leishmanolysin-like peptidase. Gene Ontology annotation, molecular function: metalloendopeptidase activity. Gene Ontology annotation, cellular component: membrane; cytoplasm. Lineage: Eukaryota; Metazoa; Cnidaria; Anthozoa; Scleractinia; Pocilloporidae. The record is from RefSeq and is a predicted model, not a curated record. Gene Ontology annotation, biological process: proteolysis; cell adhesion.
AUGGCGGCGGAAUCGUUGUUGUUCUUAUGUGUACUCCAGUUAUAUUUAGCCGGGUUUUUUUCGUUAUCACAUGAUCUGAUCCAUGAAUAUGACGAGAUGAUACGGCAUAUUCCACUAGAACCAUCGCAUAUCUUAAAAAGACGCUCUGUGGACCAGCCACUGCGAAUUUCGCUGGACUUUCUCAACAUCAGCAAUUUAGAAAAUCCCAGCAUGGUGAAGGAUAUUUUACAACAAGCGCAAAGCUAUUUUAGUAGAACGUUGAAAGUUCGAAAGACAACGACGAAUAUUCGUCUUCAAAGGAGUUGUCCUAACCAGCUUUUUUUCUCUAAAAACGCCGAUGGAAGUGGACCAGGGAGGGUCAGAUUUUGUCAAGAAUCAUGCAAUUCUUCUCGAAUAUUAUGCGGACCAAUUGAAAUUCCAGAACACGAUUUGGAUCAUUGUAGGGUUUGUGACAAGAAUGGCCAGAACUGUCGCAACGACACAAGACCUGAAUUCACUGCUGGAGAAGGACACAAGGACGCAGAUUUUAUUCUUUAUGUUACAGCAGUUACUCAUGGGAACUGUGUAAAAAGCUCAACGACUUUAGCGUAUGGUUCGGCUUGCCAACAAGAAAGUGGACUGGAUAGACCUGUAGCAGGAUUUAUCAACAUAUGCCCCAAAAGGGUGACUGCAAGUGAACUGAGAAGCAGCUACAGUGAGGUUUUGGCAACUGUCAAACAUGAAAUAUUCCAUGCUCUUGGAUUUGCACCAUCAUUGUUUGCAUUUUUCCGCAAUCAAAGUGGUGAGCCGCUGACUGCUCGUCGUUCUAAUGGACUUCCAAAAGAGUACGAUGAUGUCCUAAAACACUACAAGUGGAGUGAACAGACUGUCAGGAUGGUAACGAGAAACGACUGGUUAACAAGGUCUGGUACAAUGCAACACAAUGUUUAUAUGAUGGUCACACCGAGGGUGAAAGAAGAAGCACAGAGGCAUUUUAAUUGCUCAACUUUAGAAGGAGCUGAGCUUGAAAACCAAGGAGGUGAAGGUACAGCAUUAGCCCAUUGGGAAAAGCGCUUGUUUGAAAACGAAGCCAUGACGGGUGUUUUUACACAGAAUACCGUGUUUAGUCGAGUGACUCUGGCGUUAAUGGAAGAUACCGGCUGGUACCUUGUCAACUAUGAAAUGGCCGAUCCUUUACGCUGGGGAAGGAACUUGGGUUGUUUGUUUACUAAAAACAGCUGCGCUGCUUGGAUGAAAGCUCAGAAAACUGCUGGAAAGUCCAUAGCUCCAUUCUGUUCUAAAAUCAAGAAACAGGGUGACUCACGGACUGGAUGCUCCCUCGACAGAACAUCUGUUGCCUCAUGUAACUUAGUAGAAUAUGAACAAAAUCUUCCUACUGAAUUUCAGAAUUUUUUGCCCGGUUUUAUUCCGGGAAUUUCCGAAUCAGAAGACAGAUAUGGUGGGGCGGUAGUUUUAGCUGAUUAUUGUCCAUUUUACCAAAGUUUUACAUGGACACAGAAAGGAGAAGAGGUCAGAACAUCUUCUUGUAUAUCACAACACAACGCUUUACCGUAUGACCUGAAUUAUGCACUGGAAUUCUACGGCAAUAAAUCACGGUGCUUUGAACAACGAACAAAGUGGAUGAAAGAGAAAUGUAGUACACGGUACACGGCUGUGAAUCAUGGAAGCGGAUGCUAUAAAUUUCAUUGUGAAUCUGAUGCACUGAGGGUCGAAAUCACUGGUGGCUUUAAAUAUCCAUGUUUCCAUGAGGGCCAGGUUUUGGACAUUUCUGUGCAAGUCGACAGUUGGAGCUUUCAAGGAACCCUUGUUUGUCCAUCAUGCGAAGAAGUUUGUUCUGACAGUGGAUUUAUUUGCCCGGCAGAAAUAAAGCCUGCUCCAAAGAAUUCACAACCAGUAUCCAAAACAUCACCAGUGACUUGUUCUGAAUGUUCCAUAGUAAUACGACAGGUCUCACAUACCCAGUUGCUUUUAAUGAUUGUGUACACGGUUUUUAGGUAUGUUCUUGAAGCUUAGUUUUUUUUCUUGGAUUUUUUUGGAUUUGCUCCAUUUUAGAGAAAAACAUUUCCACCCUGACGGCUUUCAUUUUUCAAAUUUUGAGUUGUAACUGUUGUUAACCGUGAAACCGUUGGCUUUAUACCACUGAUUCAAUUGACUUUCCGUCAUCAACGAUUCAUUCCUCUAAUCCUGUAAUGUGAUUGGCCACUUUUAUUUACUACACAAACUAAUCGCACUGGCCAGUCAGAUAAAAGGACGAUGUAGUGAGGAGCCAAUCAGAACCCACGAUAAAAAUAAGCAAACCGCCAGAAGCGCGGGAAAACACCAGCGACCAAGUUACGAUUGGUUGUAGUUGUACAUUCACAGGAACUAUUCGAGAGGGUUGCGUCACUUUUAAACUCCAACCAACCACAGAGCAAACUAGAAAAAACAGCUUUGCAAGUUCCACUGAGUGACACUACAAUAGUCGCACCGUAAGAGUCUGAAAGAGAUAGGGCAAAAACAGUUUUCCGAUAGUGGUACAGGCCACAACGACGUACGCGCGUAGAAAUUAAUUACAUGUACCAUUCACUUAUGCCAGUAGCUUUUUUUGUACUGUUAAAGUGUAUCUCAGCUUAAUAUAGUAUAGGAGUAAUUUAUUCCUCAAAAAGGAAACUAGUAACAUAUCAUUUACUACCCUUUAAUUUUAGAAUUAUCAGAUUAUUUUGAAUAUCACGUUCUGAGUUACUUUUGCAAGCAAGAAUUUUUAUAAGCGUAAUUUAUUCUUCGGAAUAAUUAUUUUAAAUUGGCAAAUACUGGAUGAAUUGUAUUGCAAUGUAUAUAGCAAAUUAUUUAAAAUUUUAUUAUUUUACUUGAAUCCACGAGCACCUUUGUUUUAUUUGCGCAUGAGCCUGCAAGCUCGAAAAGUGCUCUGCAUGAAAAAAUAACCGUCCAAAUGAAUACUGUUAAAUAAAAAUUCGAUCAACAAAGCCAAUUAUACUCUUGCUGUUGAGAUAGGAAGGUUGGGAUGGCUGUGAUGAGUCACUAAGGACCUUAAGCACACCACGACGGCGACGGAAACGAGGACGUGGAAAAACAAAAGAUCUAAUUGGUAGAACAAUAGCUCAGCACGUGCAUUCUAAAACUUUGUACAUUUCUUAGCCGUCCUCUGCAAAACAACAACGUGAAAUCACCACAAUUUGCGUCGCCUGCGAACCGAAACCGCGACGGCAAAUUAUUUUAAUUUCCAUUUAGAACUCAGCGCUUCUAUUAAACGUUUUGCUGAAGUUGAGGUGUGGCUCCGUAUGGGACGGUAAACAAAUGCAGCUAUUUUUGAAAUUCUAAUUAAAGGUAGAAAUUCAUUUUUCAAUCGAAGUCUUCCUUGGCGUUGCCGUCCUGACUGCUUAAGGUCCCUAAUGAGUAACUGAAAGGAGAAUUCGUUGUGUUAUCUCAACAUUUCAUAGCAAUAGAGACGAUAAUGAU